AGUAAAUGCAAAACCCUUGGGGAAUUGGGGGCUGUACUUGGAUUUUGGAGUGACGCAUCAACGCAGACGCUCUCUUCUCUCCCCACUUCUCCCAGAAAUCAAUCAUCCAAUUCAGCUGCAAAUCCCUUUUCCGAACAUUCAUAGACAAAUUGGUGUAUAUAUAUAUAUACAUACCUAAACACACACUCACACACACAUAAGAAAUUGCCGAUCUUUCAUUAUGUCAAAUCGAUUCGUUAACCAGAACAAGAAUGAUUACAGAACUUCAGCAAAAUCCCAGAAGAAAUUUGUUCCCAAGAGGGAUUCCCAGAACCCUAACUCUCACCAAACCCUCUCUAACACCCUCCGCUCCACAAACACCCCUACCGGCGAAGGAGGCGAUGCUGUGGCGGCGUCUGCUAGCAGAGUACGGGUGGGUGAGGAUGGGUUAAGUAGAGCCUCCACGAGUGGCAAUUUUGUAAUUUACUUGCCCCAGGAUGAAGCUGUGGCGGCUGGGCUGGAGGAGGGCGGAUUGGAUCCUGUGGAGUCUCAGCGUGUUGUUGAUCUGCUGAAUAGGGAGUUGUCUCGGUUGCUGAAGUUGCGCCCUAGAGAUUUCUGGAGAGAAGUGGCCACUGACGAAUCACUGAAUGCCUUCCUUGAAAGUUUUCUGAAAUUCAGAAGUAGGUGGUAUGAUUUCCCACACCGUGGAGCCCGGGAAAUAGUUGCUGGAGUGAUUGUUGGCGAGUUUGAGCUGUGUCGGCGAGUCUUCAUGGUCUUGUACCGCUUAUCAUCCAACCGGGAUCCUGGGACUAAGGCUGCUGACUCAUUGAGUCCAAAAGAUCAUGAGGCCCUUCUGCAGAAAAAGAAGUUGCUGGAGUUACCAAAACUGUUGGAUAUAUGUGCCAUAUACGGUCAUGAAAAUGAAGAAUUGUCCCAAAAACUGGUGACAAAUGCAAUAAAGGUUCAACCAUACAUCCAGGAUGCUUUUCCUGUUUUGAUAUCGCACUUCAUUAGCAUUGUCCAGACCAUGUAUCAACGAUGCAACUCAACUUUAGAGGGUUUGCUUAGUUCUGGUGGCCACCAAGACCAAGGAUCCAGUCAUCUUCAUCUCGACUAUAUGGAGGUUAUGGACUUCAUUAAUGAUUCAGUUGUAUCGUUGGACUCAUUUGUUAAUGCACAUAAACAUGCAGCUGUUUUCUUCUCUUCCCCGGUUGAACUGAGUUAUGGGAAUGAAGAAUUGCUCACCACCCUUGCAAGGCUACAUGACUCAUUUCUUCCAUCAUUGCUAAAAGGCUUCCAUAUUCUUUCUGAAGCAGCUGAGGAUAGAAACAAGGAAAUAUCGAGUGAUUUGCUUUCAAAUGCUUUUACUAGCCUGAAGAUAUUGUCAACGAGGAUUGCAAAAUUUGGAUGGAGAUUACUUUAUUUCUGCUAUCUUAGUGAUGAGGCUUUUGAAAAUAGUUAUUCUUUUCCAGUUUCAAUGAAGAUGUUUCCAGCAAAUGUGGAGGACCCUGUUGUUAGGGCUGAUAUUAUAAUACAGACGAUAAGAGAUCUCACUGUUGAUCACACAGAUGGUCCUGGGGGACGAACUUGGGGAACAUUUAUCCAGGAAAUUGAGAAGAAUCACAAAAUGAUGAGUAGGAUUGAAUUAUUGCGGGAAACAGGUUGGUUAUCAAUAGAUGAUGAACAAUUUCAAUUUCUUGCUGUGAUCAUGAAGACUUCAGCACGAGCUGAUAUCAAGCAGAAAUCCUCUAAUCCAUUACCAGCUAGCAGUUACAAGACCCAGACAGAUGAAGAUGUGGCAAUUGUAGAGUCAAAAAUUAGUCAAAUCAAGGAACUGUUUCCAGAUUACGGCAGAGGCUUCCUAGUAGCAUGUCUUGAAGCCUACAACCAAGAUACAGAAGAGGUGAUUCAGAGAAUCCUUGAAGGAACUCUUCAUGAAGAACUGCAAUCUCUCGACAUCUCAUUGGAAAAAGUGCCGCCUUCAAAGCCCACAUCGUCGGGGAGUAGUCAUGACAAGGGUAAGGGGAAACUAGUGGAGUCUGCAAUAUCUCCUCCGGAAGUCAUGGCACCCACUACUGUGUACCAAGCUGGAGCUUCUUCAGUUUCGUCAUCUUCUUCAUUUGGGAGGUUCACGCGGAAGAAUAUGAAUGACUUGUAUGAUUCCGAGACCCUAAAUGCCAAAAAUGACGAGGCACUAGCAAAAACUGCAACCCUUGCAUCUCAGCUGGAGUAUGAAGAUGAGUAUGAUGACUCUUUUGACGAUCUGGGUUUAAGUGUUGGUGAUUCGGGACUCGAGGAGUCUGAGACCCUCGGGGAGAAACACACACACAGGGGAAGAAGUACAGAAGCUGACACAGGCAGCUCGACUUCUGGUGCCGACAGUUCAAAGUGGGGCUCGCGUAAAAAGCCCCAAUUUUAUGUCAAAGAUGGUAAGAACUACAGCUAUAGAGUGGAUGGUGCUGUGGCUGUGGCCAAUCAAAAUGAGGCAAACUUGGUUAACCUAGCACAAAAGGAACUUAUCCAUGGCCUGGGACGAGGUGGAAACCUCCCCUUGGGUGCAGUUAAAAGUUUAGUAGACUCGAAAGAGGAGCAGAACGAUGAAGAGGAUGGUGGUGAUGAAGGUGGAAGACGAGGAGGACGAGGAGCUUACAGGGGCAGGGGAAGAAGAGGUUUUAUCUCCAAUACAAAUACAAUGAAUAGGUCUUCUCCUGAAUCAAAUGAGCAGCAAGAAGGGCAAGAUAAUGACGGAGUUGGAGGAAGGGGAGGCGGCUUUGGGAGAGGUGGAGGAAGGAGAGGAGGCGGCGGUAGGGGAAGGAACAACUUCAGGAAAGACAGAGCAAUGAGCAAGCAUCUAGGUGGCUUACCUGCUCAUUACAACUAAUCCAUAUAUUUUUCUUCUUCACUUGAAUAUGUUGACCCUCCUUUUUUUGUAUAGACUUUGGCAAAAUCCACUUUUUGUAGCGAUCAAAUCAAAUGUGUAUCAGGGGACGACCACAUUCUGCCUCAUAGCUAUGGCGUUGCUUGUUUUUUUAUUCACGAGGAUAUCAUUUUAUCA
Molecule: messenger RNA, 3034 nt
Organism: Salvia miltiorrhiza (redroot sage)
Lineage: Eukaryota; Viridiplantae; Streptophyta; Magnoliopsida; Lamiales; Lamiaceae
Exons: 9
Coding region: 221-2860 (879 amino acids)
Molecular function (GO): ubiquitin binding
Source: RefSeq, a predicted model, not a curated record